UUUUUAAAAAUUCACGAGACAGGAAUAGAAAUUGCGCAUACACAGUUCUAACAAUAGUUAGGUUAGGGUAUCAGACCACUACUUGCAUCAGUGCAAUCUGAAUGAAGUAGUUGUGUGGCCGAAUUUCUGUUUCUAUCUUGUGCAUUUGUAUAUUUUUAACGUUCGUUAGCUUACAGAGAAUUCUUUUAUUUUAUAACCAAUCAGUGCCUAUUGUGAAUUAAUUCCUUACCGAAAUUAUUUUAUAUUUGAUCCACCUUCUGUUUUAAAUGCUGUUUGAUUAACCUUUCAUUAUAUGAAUUUUCAUCAUUCAAUAUUAACCUGUGUACGUUCUAUGCAACGUAACUUUUUAAAAACAAACGACAGUUUUUGGCCACUGGAUAUACUACUUUUGCUUGGUGGUAGGUAGAAUAUAUGAUUCUUGCAGUUUAUGUUCAUGUAAUACGUUUCUUUUUAUUUACUCAGGCGUCCCUACCGAACUUGUCGAACUAUGGCAAAGAAAUUGUUUUCGUUGUUACCAAAUGUUAAUUAUCUAUCAGUUCGCAUUGGGCGUACUCAAAUCUCUUGACACGCAUCCCAACAUGCUGGAAAAAGUUUGGUCUAUUGUGCUUGCUAUUUCCUUGGUUUCAUGCUACACAAAAGAGUUUGUCUAUUGCUAUCAUCGGAAAUCACUUCAAAAGCUACGGGACUUCAUCAACGAGAAGUCGAUGUUUUCUGGAGACACAUACCACGAUGCAAGGAUUCGUUCUAAACUUAGGUCCAUCAUUAACAUGUUAACUGGAGCAGUUCUCACUAUUGCUAUUUUAGAACAAAUUAUGUUAACAUUAAUUUACAAAAAGGAUAAUCGACUCUUUGAACCACCCAGUAUCAUAAAUGCUUUCGGGAGAAUGGCCCCCGUCGCACGGUUCAUGAACUAUUUUCUGUUUGGAAUAAUUUGGUUUUGUAAAUUCUCAUGUUGCACUUUUACGGUUAUUUCACUUCUGAUUGGAGUUCGAUCUGAGUAUCAAAUAAUAUCGCAUGGCUACGAAUGUCUGCUAAAGUAUGUUUUAGCUCUGGACAGCUCCUCGCCUAUGUGGGACAAAGUCAUUCAUGAAACUCGAACGAUCUGCGAUCAACAUGUGAAGCUUUUAGGGUACAUUCAGCUGAUUCAACCUGUUGUGGGAGUUCUGUUUCUAAAGCUUAAUUACUUUUCAAAGCUGUUUAUUGGAAUGAUGAUGUUCGUAGUCAUGAACGAACCGUUUUCUUUUGGAACACUGGUGCUUGUUUCGUGCUUGCUAUUCUUCCUCAUGGAAGGCUAUUGGUGGUGCUGGUUUCUGGACACAUUCCAAGAUAUUAACGAAGAAAUCUGUUCAAUCGUGUACGAGAUAUUGCACCUGCUGCAUCAAAAAUCGACAAAUCAGCACCAAAAGUUUGCUCAACUAAGGAAAGAGCUGCUCAUCGUUUCCACAUGCACACCACACGGCGCGCGGUUCAAGUGGGGCGGAAUUUUCUACAUCGACAGAGCUCAGUUUGUGAGAUUUAUCAGAGCCGGAUAUUCAGUGUUGACCUUUUUGUUAAAUUUCCAUUCCUGGUGAAGCUUUGAAGUAUUUUCUGAUUGCAAUCUAAUUAAUCCUGAGAAUUAGAAGUCGACUGUUAACACCUAACGCAUUUCAAUCUAAUGUUUGAAUUGUUUUUUUUUUCUUGUGUAUUCUAUGAAGCGUCUUGAUUAAGACAUAUUUUUUCACGCAGGGACACAAAAGCAGUAAAAAUUAAUCCAUUGCCGUUUUCCCACCGAGCUUGAAACUGUACAAGUCGUUUUACGGUUAGUUUGAUAUCUGAGAUUUCGGCACUUGUACAAAUGUGAAACUCGAUCCCGAUGUUUUUUCGUGCUCCGACACGUGCGGAGGUCAUCGUUGGUUUCCCACACGGACCUAAGCAAACAUUUCGACAACGAUGACGACGACGAUGACGACGACGACGGCGGACGGAUAGCUGUCAUUAACUUUGAGAAGAUGCUGAUCCCAACAGAAAGAAAUUCCCGCUCGCUCGCAACCGUUAGAAGAAAAACAGUCAUCUUUGCCACUCACGUCCCACAACCCGAGCGGUUGGUUGGUUCGGAUGUUCGCUCGGUAUACUUUGCGAGGAGCCAUCUCGAACGUGUUACACUUACCCAACUGCACCCAUGUGGCUUGUUCUCAUAUUGUUUGUUUGCGUCGUAGACCUUUUUUGUUUCCCCCCUGGAGGCAGAAUGUAACCGUACGUAUCUUCAGCGCCGAAAUGUUUGGGCUCUGGUUUUUUUUGCAGACAUUAUCGUGAUUGCUUUUCGACCCCAUAGCGGUUGGUGAUUCGUGAGUGUUUUCCAAAAACUGUUGGUUUUUCAACAAAACAAAGUUGUUCUAGGGCAGCUUUGCUUAAGGGUAGCUUGAUUUCUGACG
This is a messenger RNA of Aedes albopictus (Asian tiger mosquito), 2411 nucleotides long. RefSeq lists its product as uncharacterized. The transcript is spliced from 3 exons. The record is from RefSeq and is a predicted model, not a curated record. Bases 519 to 1571 code for a protein of 350 amino acids. NCBI's taxonomy places the organism in Eukaryota, Metazoa, Arthropoda, Insecta, Diptera, Culicidae.